CGCAAACGGAACAGUGAUACCCCUACGACCCUAAAAGCAUCGGAAAAAUUUAUUGGAAAUCUUAAGGAAGCGGAAAGUUUUGUUUUUCGAUUUUGUUUUUUGGUACGUUUCUGCGUUUGCAGACACUUUCUUUACCCUGCAAUUGAUACAACCCAUGCAAGUCCGGAUUAAUUAAAUAAAGAUGUUCGACACUACACUGGGCACUGUUUUGGGCCUGAUGGUGCAGCUGAUAUGCCUGGUGAUUGGCCAGAUCCUGGGACAGAUGGUCCAGCAUCCACUGAUCACCACGGGAAUUUGUUUGCUGGCGGGAUUGGCCUACCAGGCGGAUCAGGAGUCGCUAAAAGACGCCUAUCAGCGGAUGCUGCUAUGGACGAGGCUGCCCUUGAGACUUGGACGCACUUAUAGCUCCUGCUCGAAUUAUCCUGCUUCGGGAUAUGCCUAUGAUAUGGACCAUGGUCCGCACACCUGGUUGGCAAAAUCCGUCACAACUGGCGGAUCUCUGGAGGAAGAAACCCGCUUCCAGAGUCCAGUCAACAUCGAUGAGAGCCAAAUCCAACGCUUGGCCAUUAGGGAGUUGCUCAACUGGAACCACUAUGACGACCUUCCCGCCAGCAUCCAGCUGGAGAAUACGGGCCAAACGCUGGUGCUCCGGGCCCAGUUCCAUGGAAACGCACCCACGAUCAGUGGUGCCGAUCUGCUGGCCAGCUAUACGUUCCUGGAGGUGCGGUUCCACUGGGGCUGGUGCAACAGCGAGGGAUCGGAGCACACGAUUAACCACCGGAAGUUUCCGCUGGAGAUGCAGGUGAUGCACCGGGCGGGCUCGGGGGUUCCCAGGCCAUGCACCAGUAGCUAUGACCUCCUGAUGAUCGGGUAUGUCUUCGAGUUGUCUGCCCACAAUCCGUUCUUGGAUCCUCUGGUGCAGAACUUGCGAUUGGUUCAGCAACCGGGAAAGCGGGUCCAGAUCCCGCCCUUUCCUCUCUCCUAUCUGAUGUACGCGUUCCGCACCGGAUUCUACUCGUACGGCGGAUCGCUGACCCAUCCGCCCUGCUACCAGGGCACCGAGUGGUUCAUCUUCCCCGAGUCGCUGGCCAUCAGCGACUUCCAGUUGCGGCACUUCCGUUUGCUGCUCGGUCCGGACGGGAUUUCACCCAUCGCCCGUAACUGCCGGCCUGUCCAGCACAUGGGCAACCGGGUGGUGAACCUCAACUGCUUCUGUCCAUAUGAUGCCGCCCAGCUGGCCCGCCUCCAUGUGGAGCUCUGCCAGCAGCAGGCUCAGGAGGAGCAGGAGGAGCGCCUGGAGCAGCAGCAGCAGCUGGAAUUGCAGAGGGAAUUGGAGCGGCAGCGGGAACUCGAAAGGCAGCGCAAGCUGGAGCGAGAGGCGGCGGCAAUCGCUGCCUCCGAGGAAGAGGGCCAGCUGGUGGAGACCAUCGAUACCACGACCAUAAUUACGAGUAGCAGUAACACCAGCAUCUGCAUGACCACCCUGAUGCGCAAGGAUUCGCCCAGGGAGCAAGAGCAUCCGCCCCAGAUGCCGCUGAUUGUCCCUUCAUCCUCUCAAAAUUCCAGCCAGAGUUCGCUGCGCAGUCCUGGCAUUGUGAUUUUCAGCAGUGGCAACGAGUCCAAGUCCGUCGGAGGAAAGUGUGGCCUUCAGCUGGAUUCUGAUGAGGACCAUACCAUCCGUGAUAACAGGGGAGUGGGAAUGGUCGGCCAGAAUGGCUGCAAGGCCGACGCCAUUUGCGGCGUGGGCGAUGGCGUUAACAUUGGGGUACGCAUCGAGCUGGUUGAAUAGGAUUUUCCCUAUAAUUAACUAUCCUGGAUGCCCAUAGACACUCCACUUCUUGUCCAAGCUGCACGCCGAACUGGAGGGGAAACGUGGGACACCGGUCAAGGCCAACUGGGGGCCAGCUGCUGCUCCGUGUGCCGGGAACCAAUUGAAUCGCGUGCGCGUGGAUUAAACAAGUUGCGUUUGUAUUUUGUGAAGCAUAA
Molecule: messenger RNA, 1986 nt
Organism: Drosophila rhopaloa
Lineage: Eukaryota; Metazoa; Arthropoda; Insecta; Diptera; Drosophilidae
Gene: CAH13
Product: carbonic anhydrase 6
Exons: 1
Coding region: 182-1789 (535 amino acids)
Cellular component (GO): cytoplasm
Molecular function (GO): carbonate dehydratase activity; zinc ion binding
Source: RefSeq, a predicted model, not a curated record